This is a messenger RNA of Ilex paraguariensis (yerba mate), 399 nucleotides long. The record is from the annotation of a GenBank genome assembly. Lineage: Eukaryota; Viridiplantae; Streptophyta; Magnoliopsida; Aquifoliales; Aquifoliaceae.
AUGGGAACAAUUACAGCAACAACGGGUCUGAUUGUAGGCCAUUCCUUCAGGGCACAGUUCUCAUUAUCAUCCAAUAGACCAUUGUUGGAGACGAAGAAGGUGGGUUCAGAGCUAAGGUUUGUGACUUCUCAGCUCAGUGGCCUCAAAAUUUCGUCCAAUCAAUAUGGUAGGAUUUGUCCCUUCACGGGAAAGAAAGCCAACAAGGCCAACAAGGUUUCCCACUCUAACCACAAAACAAGAAAAUGGCAAUAUGUGAACCUACAAUACAAGAAAAUUUGGUGGGAGGCAGGGAAGCGCUAUGUCAAAUUGCGCUUGUCAACUAAAGCUAUAAAGACCAUAGAGAAGAAUGGGCUGGAUGCGGUUGCUAAAAAGGCUGGGAUUGAUCUUCGCAAGGAGUAG